AAUCUGGACUGAAAUGAAUUAAUAGUGAAUGUGGACGGUUUUAAUAAAAAUUGUAGGAAAUUAGUGCAAAUGCUAUAAAUUUUUACUUAAUUUGUAUUUCAUAACUUGAACGAUUAUGUCGUUAACAUUAUUAAAUCUGUAAAAAUCCUUUUUUUUUGUAUAAAUUCAACAAUAUGUACUCCAGCAAAGAUGCGGCAAAUCCGUCGUAUCCCACGCAAUGGGCCUUGAAUCCUAAUGCGUAUCAAAAUGUGGACUCGAGUCAGGUAGACUGGGCUGCUUUGGCUCAGCAAUGGAUCGCUAUGAAGGAAGCGGCGGCGAUUGUGGCAGCGCCGCCGCCACCUUCCAUGAAAUCUGAUGCUGAAGAAGGCGAGGCGCCGAUGGAAGUUGAAAAUCCUGACAAUUCAGAGGCAGUUGCCCCACCCGCACCUGAAUGGAAUGCAUCCACUAAUUCAUGGGGUAACAAUUGGAACCAAUGGGGCUGGGGAUGGUCGGGAAGUGGCACUGUUGAUGCCAAGUUGGCAGCAGAUCAAACUAUGGCAAUAAGGCAAAUGAUGGAUGGGUACUCUGGAGACAACAAUGCAUCUAUGCCUGGAUAUACAACUGGGGGUGUGCCAACCCCAACAUUCCAGCAUGGUUAUUGGACUGCUCAGCCUUCGGAGAGUAACGACAGCAGGAGCAGCAGUCGCAGCAGAGAUAGAAGGUCCAAGAGUAGAAACAGGGAUCAUAAGUCAUCUAGGAGUUCAAGGGCCCAAAGAGAUAAGAUAUCGGCACCUGUCAUAGCUCCAGUUAUAGAGCCGAUGGUUAUCCCAGCACCCGUGCCCACGCCAACCAUUGAUGCGGCUAAACGAAGACAACUACCUGCUUGGAUCAGAGAGGGACUAGAAAAGAUGGAACGUGAGAAACAAAAGGCGCUAGAACGGGAACAAGAGAAGAAAGCUAGAGAAGAAGCAGAAAAGGAGAAGAAGAGACUGGAAGAAGAAGAAAUGGCGCGAAUGAAGGCAGAAGCCGGUGGAGAACCAAUACCACCACCUAAGAGCAAAUUUGAAUCCGAUUCGGAACCAGAUGAUGCAGAAGAAGUGCAAGAGAGAGUUUCGUCACCUGUCGAAGCAUCUAACGAGGAAGAUGUUCCACAAGAAGAACCUCCUCAGGCAUUCAGAAAGAGUAAAGAGGAGAUAAUGCAGGAAGUGAUGUUAGCAGUCCGUCGUUCACUGACAGAGAUCCUCCUAGAGGUGACAGACCAGGAGAUUCAAACGGUGAGCCAGGAAGAAUUGGCCCGGUAUAACGCCGCUCAAGCAUCGCGCCUCAACGCCAUGAAGGCGAGCAAGUCGAAGGCACUGGCCGCUAUCGCCACUGGGCUCGGACUGGGCGCUUACGAGAGCAGCAGUGAGGAGAGUGCAGACGAAGACGAACAAAACGAAAUUACUGACCAACAACUACAUGACAUCAUCAAGCGUAAACGUCAAGAGUUCGAGCGGACGUCGCGCGAGAUAGAAGCGGAGGUGCGCCGCGCCGAGCUCCGAGAGACCGGCGAGGAGCCCACCACGCCCGUAGCUAAUACCCCGGACAGACCCAGGAGAUCACAAAGUUCAGCCACCCCACCGCCCUUGGAUAGCGAUACUCCCGAAAAGCCACCCGAACGUCGUUUAUCGCGAGAUAAAAAAGGAAAUCACAAAUCUAAUGACAAAAUUGAUGGUGCUAGAAAAUUAGAAGUCAUCCCGGAAGAGAAACCAAAGAAAUCAAGUAAAAGAGAUUAUACACCUAGUCCUCAAAAAAGCAGUACCAAAACCAACAACAAACACAGUUCCAGUUCUAGUGAUUCAGAGGCGGAUUCUUCCUCCAGUUCGAGUGACUCGUCAUCAGAUAGUGAAUCUGGUCAAAAAGUAGAUUCGAAACAAGUGAAAAAACGCAAACGCCGAAGCUCCAGUUCUAGUGUAUCACACAAAAAAGCGAAGAAAGAAAAAUACAAGAGUAAAUCGUAUAAAACAGAAGACAAAUAUUCAAAAUCAAAACAUUAUGAUGAAAGUGAGAGAUCGGAAAAAUCAAGAAGAAAAGAUGACUCUUAUAGCAGACACAAGUCUUCUAGAAGUAAAGAUUACGACAGGUCGCAUAAAGAUAAAUAUAGGGACGAUUCGGAGGAGGAACGACCUAGGAAACGUACUAAACGUUCUCGUUCGGCGAGUUACGAAUCGAAAUCGGGGCGCAGAAGGUUAUCAAGGGAUCGGUCCGAGGAGCAUUCGCGUCGUCGUGAUAGAAGGUCAUACGAUAGGGAAACCUCGAAGCGGGAUAGGUCUUACGACCGAUCCGGCCGCGACUACGACAAGCAUGAUAGGUAUGAGCGGUCUAGGGACUACGACCGGCGGCGCUCGCGCAGUGGCAGCCACUCACGCUACAGACGGUGAACAUCAGGUUACAAAUAUAGCAGGUGGGGCAUUGGCUUCAGGUGUAUAUAAUUUUAGUAUUUAUGUAUAGUAUUCUAAUUAUGCUUAAGCAUCCUUACAUUAUUCCAAUAAAUUUUAAUGAAUUUGAUAAAAUUUGUUUGAUUUUGACUUUAUCCACAAAGUGAAACAAACAACAGACUGUUUGUUGAGUACUUUUAUUUACUUAUAAAUUACAUAAUGUAGGGAUUUCCGGUAUUGGCUUUAAAAAAUAAGCACCAUAUAUUUUUUAUUAUUGAUAAAUAUUUUUCUGCAAUGACUCAGAAAAAAAUGAAUCCAAUGAUGAAGGAAGAAUAAUAUUUUAAUCACAGUUUAGGCAUAUUCCAUCUAAUCAAACCAACCUAAGUGUACAGUCAAAUAAUGAUUCAUGCUAUUCGAAUUAAUAUAAAGGCAAACCAAUCUACUACAUAGCUUCAAAUCUUUACACUAAAUAAUUAUUUUUCUUCAUUAACAUAAUCAAAAGUUGGAGGAUUGUUCUGAAUAGAUGAAAUAAAAUGAAAUGCAAGUUUUAUUUUGAUAUUAUUACUUGCCAACAAUUUAAUAUGUUACAAAUUUAUUAUUUGUAUUGAUACUGCCAUAGUAACUACAAAGAUUAUUAACUAAUCUCUCAAUAAAUAAAAUAUCCCAUUUUUUCAUACUCCAAUUACACUUAGGCCCUAAUAUUUGCAACAAUACAUAAUUAAAUGCCUACUUUCCAAACCUUUGAUCACAUUUGUUAUACUUAUACAGAGCACCUACAUAACAUUCAAUAUUUAUACAUUGAUCUAAGGAAAGUUGAACAAACUCGGAGAGUCUUAUUUGCCAUGGUAAUAAACCAUGUGUACAACAUAAAGACCCUGUGUACAUAAUCAAAUCUGGAUCAGGAAUUGAUGGGUAAAAUCUUCUUAUAGUCUCGUCUAAUUCUUGUGCAGUAAAUUCAUUUCCUUCUCUUUUACAGUCCACCUCAUUUGAAGCAAUCUUGCGUAUGCACUCUGCCAACUUUGGUCUACCAUCAGAAUUUGCGAAAAUGUUUAUAGUAAUAGUAUGGGCUUGAAUUCCAUUUGUAUAACCAUUUAAAUUAGGCCUGUUAGACCAUUUUAUGCAGCCCGGCACACCUUUUUUACAUUUUUCUACUUCCACAAAUAACUUGGAUUCGCUUUGUUUAAGUUCACCUGAAAGUAAGGAGUAAAAUUUAAUAACACCAUCAUAGAAACUGAUGUACGGAACCCCUGCCACAAGACUCCAGAUCACCACUAAAGCAAGAUCCUUCAACGAAUGUUGACUCGUGUCUGUUAAAAGUACCAAGUGUUUCGGCUUUUUGCUUAUAUUAGGAAUAUGCUUUAUUAACACUCCAAUAUCAGUUUUUGCCUCCUGCUCACUGAAUAAUCCACAGUAAUAAGUCCAAAAACAAUGAUAAACAUUCUGAACAGCAACAAGUAAAGACACUACUAAAUGUACAAUAGAAAAUAAACACUGCCUAAGCAGCCUUGACAGCAUAUUCAAGGCUAAAUGAUGUUAACUUUUAUUAAAUAAAAUUUAUAGAUUAUUUCAUUUUAAAAUGCAUUUUUUGCAAAAGGAUGGUUGAGCGGAUCGGAUCGGACAUC
Chilo suppressalis (striped riceborer) is the source of this 4018-nucleotide messenger RNA. Lineage: Eukaryota; Metazoa; Arthropoda; Insecta; Lepidoptera; Crambidae. The record is from the annotation of a GenBank genome assembly.